AUGAACGCUCAUGACGAACAUAGCGCUACACCUGCCACAUUUCAGGCAUUCAACUCAACUGGACUCGACGAAGGAAUUGCGUUUGAAGCGAGAGAUCACCAGCCGGGCACUGGCAAUAGACUCGACCGUGAGCUCCGAAUUCUAUUCGAGAUUCGACACUAUGCUAACAAUCCACAAAAAACAGCCCAAACAGCACUUGUAUCUGCUAUCGUGAUCUUGUCACUCGUACUCGUCAUGGUUAUCAUUUAUUUGAUCUGGGACCGUGCCACUCGUUGUCCUCAUUUGACCGGCAAACCGCAACAUGACAUCGAGCAAGGAGAUGUCAAACAGGACAAACAUCCCAAUACGCCUGAUACUAUUGUCGAUAUUACUGGUCCUUGUCAUGACCCGAUGAGCCGUGAUCUUCCUGCAGGCCAUCUCGUCGACCAGUCGUACCACAAGGACAUGCCGUUCAAGAUCUAUGUCUCUCCUCCUUCAGAUGAUGAGCCGAUGUCGCCUUCAGAACACUCAGAUGCGCCCUCUACUCCCCCAUCGAUGGGAACACCAGAGGGACAGGAAGAAUUUGUGUAUUCCGGCAUGUCUGUUGGGAACCGACUCCGUAGUCAGCUCAUGGUGAGGGAGUGCACCGGUUUACCUCCAAGGUCGGCCGAAAGUUCAGUCUGGGAAUUCCUUGUUCAUCGUCACCGAAGGCAACCCAUGAGGGAGCUCUGUCAACUCACCAGAGCUCUUGACUCCUCUGUCCA
Acaulospora colombiana is the source of this 743-nucleotide messenger RNA. The record is from the annotation of a GenBank genome assembly. NCBI's taxonomy places the organism in Eukaryota, Fungi, Glomeromycota, Glomeromycetes, Diversisporales, Acaulosporaceae.